This is a messenger RNA of Ananas comosus (pineapple), 1020 nucleotides long. Its product is annotated as two-component response regulator ORR2-like. Lineage: Eukaryota; Viridiplantae; Streptophyta; Magnoliopsida; Poales; Bromeliaceae. The coding region runs from base 94 to 729 and encodes 211 amino acids. The record is from RefSeq and is a predicted model, not a curated record. The transcript is spliced from 5 exons. Gene Ontology annotation, biological process: cytokinin-activated signaling pathway; phosphorelay signal transduction system.
CUCUAUCUCUCUUAGUUCGAAUGGGCGUUGUGUUGUUCUUGAAAUAAAAAGGUGGGAGCUUUGAAGGGGUUUUUGCAGUGAAGAGUGUGUAGGAUGGAGGAGGCGGAGGGUGGGGGAGAAGGAGAAGGAGAAGGAGAAGGAGAAGGGGAGGUGGUGGAGUUGAGGGUGUUGGUGGUGGACGACUCUCCUGUGGAUCGGAGGAUGGUGGAGGGGUUGAUUAAGCGGAGCGGGAAAGGAAUGUUUCAAGUUAUUGCAGUCGACAGUGGAAAGAAGGCGAUGGAAGUUCUUGGACUGAAUAAUGCGAAGACCGACUCUACCGCAGCUGAUGAGCAGAAGAUCGACGUUAUCCUCACUGACUAUUGUAUGCCAGAAAUGAGUGGCUUUGACCUUCUCAAGGCUGUCAGGGAGCAGAGCAGCCCAAAACCUAUCCCUGUAGUCAUUAUGUCGUCAGAAAACGAGCCACAGAGAAUCGACAGAUGCCGUGCAGUUGGAGCUGCAGACUUCUUCCUGAAGCCUCUUCAAUCGACAGACGUCCAGCGGUUGAGAGACUCCGUUACGUCGACGCCCCUCGCACUGAAGACGCCCCUCGCACCGAAGAAUGCACCUUCAAAGAGAAAGAUGCCGAUGGACCGCAUGGCCGAGAAAAGUGGCACGGAGAGGAGACCUCGUCUCGCUGGGGUUGCAGUAGCCUGGUUACCUUUACGAUCUUGCGAUACGCCGGCCGUAUGACAUAAUAAUUAAGUUGCUCAUAAUGUAAUCAGAAAUCGAUUCACUGCUCGCAAGUUCGUCUCACUCCCCCUUCCUAUUAAUGAAGGCCGAGUACGUCUCACUCCCCCUUCCUAUUAAUGAAGGGGUUAUGUAUUGAGCCCCUGUUGUAGUUUUCUUUAUUAAUGGGGGUUUUAAGUGUUGUGUAACUUUGAGUUUGUUGGUGUGCACGAAGUAUUGUAUCUACAGAUAAUUAACUCCAACAGUUGGCUUUUAGAAUGGCAUGUUUCCAUUGCUUGGGAUUUGGUACUGAAA